AUGGCCUUCCAAUCCGCCCCGCAACCCCUCCCCCCAACCACAAUCCACCGCUCCAGCUCAAAAACCCACCGCAUCUCCCCCUCAGUCGCCCACGACUUUCUCUCCGCCUACCUCGACCGAGCCGCCACAGACCCCAGCCUACAACCCGACUCCGCCCUCUCCACUCACGGGCCCGUCUCCGCAAACGCAGGCUCCGCGCCAAACCUCGUCAUCCACAAUUUGAAGCGCGUCCAGGCGGGAUUAGCGGGGGAGGUACUGGGGAGGGAUUUGACACUUGCGAGGUUGGAUGGGGAGGGCGGCGGGCCGGUAUUUGCGUUGAAAUCACGAGAGGUUGGAGGGGAUGGAGAAGAUUGGGGUGGGGACGGGAGGAGAGAUUGGAAAGAGGCGGUGGAUAAUGGGUGGCAAGAUUUGGAGAUCUAUGAGCGGGCGCAGGAGGUUAUGGACGUUGGGGAGGGGGAGGGGGAUGAGGGGGAUCAGGCGCAGAUGUCGAUGCAAAUGCAGAUGGAUACUGAUCAAGGUUUUGAGGCUGGGGUUGGACAAGAGACGGGCGUGAUUGAUAAGGAGGAGCGGAAGAGGAAGAAGAAAGAGAGGCGGAAGGAGGAGAAGAGGGCUAAAUCGAAGACUACGACUACAGGGUGA
Molecule: messenger RNA, 639 nt
Organism: Histoplasma capsulatum G186AR
Lineage: Eukaryota; Fungi; Ascomycota; Eurotiomycetes; Onygenales; Ajellomycetaceae
Exons: 1
Coding region: 1-639 (212 amino acids)
Source: RefSeq, a predicted model, not a curated record